This is a messenger RNA of Macrosiphum euphorbiae (potato aphid), 669 nucleotides long. Lineage: Eukaryota; Metazoa; Arthropoda; Insecta; Hemiptera; Aphididae. The record is from the annotation of a GenBank genome assembly.
AUGAUCAUAUUAUUAAGCCCAGAUUUCAGUGAAUAUUUAAAUUAUGCUCGUAAAUUAUUAGAAUCUUUUGUUGAAAACUUUCAAAUUUUAUAUGGUAGUUAUUUAAUUUCACAUAAUAUACAUGGCUUAACACAUAUAUGUGAUGAUUACAUUAAUUUUGGUCCACUAGAUCAAUGUUCAACCUUUCCAUUUGAAAACUAUAUGGGUACUUUAAAAAGAAUGUUGAGAAAACCAGAUAAGCCACUGGAACAAAUUAUUAAUAGGUAUAAUGAAAUGGCUUCAAUUCCUUGUAAUACAGAGAAAAAAGAUUUUUAUUUUUCCGGACUCCAUAAUAAAGGUCCAUUGUUAGAUAGUGCAGCUAUAAAUUCACAAUUCACCACUUAUAAAUGCAAUAGGUUUACACUUAAAACGCACAUUGAAGCAGAUUCUUAUGUUUUAACCAAAGAUAACAAUAUAGUUAAAGUUUUUAACAUUAUUCAAUCUGGCAAUGAAAAUGAAGCUAUUAUAAUAUGUACACAAUUUAUAAAUCCUUUCCCCUUAUUUAAAAAACCAAUUGAGUCAACAUAUUUAAAUAUUUAUGUGGUUAAUAAAUUAAAUGAUAAAUUAAUUUUAUUUAAUAUUAAAGAUAUUAAAAAAAAGUUUGUGUUUUCCCCUCUGGUGAAAAUCUAA